GGUGAAUGUGUGGACACACAGAGUGUUGAGAGUAUUGUACAGUAGAGACAAAGCGAUUGAGACAUACAUUGAGUAUAGCAUUGGUUAGCAUUGAAUGCAUUGAAUGAGUGUUUGGUUUGCAUUGAAAUCACAUCCAAAUAGACAUUACGUUUGGCAAAGAGUGGAACCGUCUCUUGUCCUCAACCAUCGAGACCUCGACUCUCGGCUAAACCAUACAUGAAAUGGGAGAUCAGUCGACUCUUCUGCUCAGAAAACAACUCAAUGAAGAAUCCGGUGGAGGGCUUCUCAGCGGGUCUGGUCGAUGACGACGACAUUUACAUCUGGGAAGUGCUUAUAAUCGGUCCGCCGGACACUCUUUAUGAGGGCGGAUUCUUCAAAGCACAUCUUCACUUUCCCAAAGACUAUCCCUUAAGACCGCCCAAAAUGAAGUUUGUGACCGAGAUUUGGCACCCGAACAUCGACAAGAAUGGAGACGUGUGUAUAUCCAUUCUUCACGAGCCCGGAGACGAUAAGUACGGCUACGAGAAGGCGUCCGAGCGUUGGCUUCCCGUACACACCGUUGAAACCAUUCUUAUAUCUGUAAUAUCAAUGUUAGCCGACCCUAACGACGAGUCGCCGGCCAAUGUAGACGCAGCGAAAGAGUGGAGAGAAAGCUUCUUAAGUUUCAAGCGAAAAGUGGCUCAAUGUGUGCGAAAGAGUCAAGAAAUUUAAUAAUACUUUUAUACGGGUGAGAGACAGAUAGCCCCUCCCUAUACACCUUCUAUAUCUGUAUAUCUCUCACAACAAGUGUUCAAAAUAUCUUUGGAUUCUUUUAAAUAACUGAAACAAA
Messenger RNA from Medioppia subpectinata, 829 nucleotides. NCBI's taxonomy places the organism in Eukaryota, Metazoa, Arthropoda, Arachnida, Sarcoptiformes, Oppiidae. The record is from the annotation of a GenBank genome assembly.